Cryptotermes secundus is the source of this 432-nucleotide messenger RNA. RefSeq lists its product as uncharacterized. Lineage: Eukaryota; Metazoa; Arthropoda; Insecta; Blattodea; Kalotermitidae. The transcript has 4 exons. The coding region runs from base 91 to 432 and encodes 113 amino acids. The record is from RefSeq and is a predicted model, not a curated record.
CACCACUGACUCACACAGAUAAAGCUGUUAAGUUGCGCUCAAUAAAGUUAAAUUUUAAUUAUCAUAGACGUAUUGACGUGGGUGGCUGUUAUGGACAUUCAGAUAUUUAAAUUGGCUACAAAGUUAAUCAUCACUGGCUUACUGUUCAGACAGGCUGCAUCAGAAGACGAGUAUAAACGUGCUGUUAAACCGUGUAAUUAUGACUCAGACUGCAUUGCAAACGCAUACUGCAAGGAGCAACAGUAUUGUCAAUGUAAAAAGGAUUUCAUCAUCUAUGAUAAUGAAACCGGCUUCUCGUGCCUGGAAGAAGCAUCCAGACUUGGAGAUGCCUGCGAAGCGGACAUUCAGUGCACGAAACCUUUUGGGAACUAUGCUGANACCGUUUCUCACGACGGUAACGACAGCUUCUUACAAUAUGAUGACCGUUUAUAA